This is a messenger RNA of Maudiozyma barnettii, 465 nucleotides long. It is a transcript of the gene POC4, whose product is annotated as Poc4p. The transcript has a single exon. The coding region runs from base 1 to 465 and encodes 154 amino acids. Lineage: Eukaryota; Fungi; Ascomycota; Saccharomycetes; Saccharomycetales; Saccharomycetaceae. The record is from RefSeq and is a predicted model, not a curated record.
AUGGCUACCAGAACAAUCACACACUACAUUACUCCAGAGGAUUCGCCACUGGGGGGAACCUCCUUAGAAAUCAUUGCUACUAUUGGUAAAGAUCCAUCUAUUAAGAAAAUACCGAUCAGUUUAACUAUAUGUUAUGAAAAGGAAAAACCUGAGGUUGAUGAUCAGGGCAACUUAAUAUCGAAGGUACAACCAUCUACUUUACAAUAUUAUCAUUAUUCUAUUCCAAAUAAAUUGCAAAGUAGAAAGAGUGAUGAGCCCGUAAUUGGCAUUCCAUUAUUAGAUACAAAUAACGACUGGGUCAGUGGUAUCUCACGGAAACUAGCAAAUGCUACAGCUAAAAAAUACCAAGUGCCAUGUUAUGUUUCAUGGUCAACAACGAAACCUUCAGAUAUGACAUCAAUUUCAAUGGAUCAAAUGUUUGUCCUAAAAAAUUGUAUCAAUUUUAUAAAUAGCAUAUAUAAUUAA